UUAACCCAAACCUCUGGAGGGACUUAAAUGGGAAGAAGAAAGCAGUGAAAGCCAUCAUUCCACCAGAAGUCCUUUGCCAUUCAUUCCUGCCCCUAAGAAGAUGCUCCCAGGGAGGAUCUUCUGCCUGGUCCUGUGUGUAGUGGGCACUACCUGGGCAACUAAAGAUGAAGGAAGCUUCAUAGCUGAAGGAGGAGGCGUUCGGGGCCCCAGAGUUGUGGAACGUGUCUCAUCCUCCUGCAAAGAAUCUGACUGGCCCUUUUGUUCUGAUGAAGAUUGGACAUAUAAAUGCCCUUCUGGCUGCAGGAUGAAGGGGCUGAUCGAUGAGACCAAUGAAGAUUUCACUAACAGAAUCACCAAGAUCAGAAACUUGUUGUUUGAUUCUCAAAAGAGCAACAAAGAUUCUAGCUCAGUGACCAGGAACAUCAUGGAGGUUCUAAGAGUGAACGCGGCCAACGACUAUAAUAAUGAUAAUGCAUUUGGUCAAGUGACAGAAGAUCUAAGGAGAAGAAUUGAAACACUGAAGCGCCAAGUAAUGGAACAAGUACAAAAAAUUAUCUCUCUGCAGAACAGCAUCCGUAAUCAGCAAAUAGAGAUGAAGCGACUUGAGGUGGACAUUGACAUCAAGAUCCGAUCUUGCCAAGGGUCAUGCAGUAGGUCUUUAGCACGUGAGCUCAACACAAAGAACUAUGAAGAGGAACAGAAGCAACUUGAGAGGGUGGCAGCCGUCGACUUAUACCCCAACAGAGAGAUCCAGUAUUUGCCCUCCUUGAAAAUACAUCCUGCAAGUGAUCUGAUUCCUGUGAAGUACAAAAACAUGCUUCAGGAAGCUUCCUCAGAGUGGAAAUCAUUAAUAGAGAUGAAACAGAUGGUGAUAACGUUGGAAAACCCAAACAGCAAUAAUUACCCAGGAGGUUCCUCACCUUCUGGUACAGGCUUGGAGCCUGGAAGCACCAGACCUAUAACCUCCAGACCUGAAAGUUUUGGGACUGGGAAUUCUGGAACCCAGAAUCUUGGAAGCACUGGAUCACGGCACCUAGAGAACUCUGGAACUGAGCCCUUCAGACCUGACCGUUCAGGGCAUGGGGGCUCUAGCUCUGCAAAAACAGAUCGGGGUAAUAUGGAUUGGAGCAGACAUGAAGAGACAGCCAGUGGUGGGAGCUUAAGUAAAGGUGGAGGUCUUCAGAUCAGCAAACAAAUUUCUGAAGGAGAUAAAGCAUUUGUACUGAGCAGAGAAAAGGACACAUCUGGGACCACCACCACCACCAAACACCGUGCAUGUUCCAAAAUGUUCAGGAAGACCACCAUGGAUCCUGAUGGCAGAGAGGAAGUGACCAAAGAAGUGGUCAACUCAGAGGAUGGUGCUGAUUGCGGUGAUAUGCCUGAUUUUGAUUUUGGGCACCCCGAUGGAAGUUCAUUUUCUUUCACUGGCAUAGGGAGCCUGGACGAAUUCCGCCGCCUACAUCCUGAUCGAGCUGAUUUCUUUGGUAUUGGAUCAACUGGGACCAGAUCCCAAAGUGCAAGCCAUCGAGGGGAUUCGAGCUUUGCCUCAGCGACAUCCCAUGGAUCUAGCACUAAGGUCACAGGAUUACAUCGUGGUGAUGGAGACACUGAUGACUGGAGCCUAUUUAACUUUGGGGAACCUGAAUUUUCCACUCAAAGUGAAUCGAGCAGUCGAAAAACAGUUGUAUCCAGUAGCAAGACUUUGAGCCAAGGAAGCAAGAGCAUGAAAAUGGCGGAUGAAGCUGAUGGGGAUGCCCAAAGAGAGAAAAUCUCAUUCAUCCAAGUCCGUAGUAGCAAAAGAAGUCAUGGUAGAACCCGCACUGCCCGAGGUAUCCACAAAUUCUUCUGAAACCCAAUUUUGAGCUAGCCCUAUUAAAUACUUUCAAUGCUAGCAUAGUCAGAUACAUCUAGCAUUCAGAAUGCACAGUGGUGAGUGCCCCUUCUCAUACCCCCCUCCCAUUUCACUGAUUAGUCUGUUGCAUAUGUCUCAGUUGACAUUUAGAACAGGUAGGUUAAUAAGGGGAAAAAGCUACAAAACUAUAAUAAUAAGUGAUCUUUAAAUAUCAUCUCUGCUGGUUGCAUACUACUUACCAUGAUAUUCAAAUAAAGCUCUGGUUUUUCUCUGAGGAAAA
Molecule: messenger RNA, 2132 nt
Organism: Dromiciops gliroides (monito del monte)
Lineage: Eukaryota; Metazoa; Chordata; Mammalia; Microbiotheria; Microbiotheriidae
Product: fibrinogen alpha chain-like
Exons: 5
Coding region: 101-1849 (582 amino acids)
Biological process (GO): negative regulation of extrinsic apoptotic signaling pathway via death domain receptors; blood coagulation, common pathway; fibrinolysis
Cellular component (GO): fibrinogen complex
Molecular function (GO): signaling receptor binding; extracellular matrix structural constituent
Source: RefSeq, a predicted model, not a curated record